GGGCCAUCAAAUCACAUGUACACAUGGAUCCCGCCCCUUGGACGACGCCGUCGCCACCCGGAGCACUGCCCCCCUAGUUACAGGCGCUCACAAACAUGGCGCGCACCUACGGCCUUGGCUGUCCUGAAGGCGGUGGCUCAAAUAUCAUACUCACUCGUCCCCGGCCUACUGACAACCCCGAUCCCGACAGUGAAGCCCAGACACAGAAGGUGCGCGGCCGUGCUGGCGGCUUUGCGCAGGAUGCGGUACAGCCAGAACUCGGCGCUCGGCUCCGCCAUUGCGGCCAAAGAUCAUAGAAUGUUGAUUGCGGCCGCCAGCGCGGGCCUCCUUGCGUCCUUGCGUCACCGCGCAUGGACGUCGCUCUGCUCUAAGAUCUUUGGACGUCGCGGCCUCGGGCCCGGGAGGAGGAGCCCGGCCUCACGCAGGGCGAUGGGUAGCAGGAUUGAAUGCGUCUUUUUCAGCGAGUUUCACCCGACCCUCGGUCCGAAAAUCACCUUCCAGGUGCCUGAAGAGUAUAUCUCAAGAGAAUUGUUUGAUACAGUCCAAGUGUACAUCAUUACAAAGCCAGAGUUACAGAACAAACUUAUUACUGUUACUGCUAUGGACAAGAAGCUGAUUGGCUGCCCCGUAUGCAUUGAACAUAAGAAAUAUGUGAGGAAUGCACUGCUUUUCAAUUUGGGCUUUGUUUGUGAUGCAAAAGCUAAGACCUGCUCCUUGGAGCCAAUCGUUAAAAAGUUGGCAGGUUAUCUCACUACACUGGAGCUUGAAAGUGGUUUCAUCUCCAAUGAUGACAGCAAGCAGAAACUGAUCCCACUGAUGACUAUUAUUCUGGAGGAUUUGAAUGCUCGUGGAAAGUGUUCUCUGCCAAUAGAUGAAUCAAAUACCAUUCACCUAAAAGUGAUUGCUCAGCGGAGGGACCAGCCUAUAGUACAGGAGUAUGAUGUGCCAGUAUUCACUGAGUGUAAGGAAGAUUUUAUCAAAAUCCACUGGGACCUCACUACUCAGCAGAUUCUGCCAUACAUCGAUGGAUUCCGUCACAUCCAGAAAAUCUCUGCAGAAGCUGAUGUAGAAUUGAACCUGGUGCGGAUCGCAGUACAGAAUUUAUUGUACUAUGGAGUUGUGACUUUAGUACCAAUAUUCCAGUAUUCUAAUGUGUACUGCCCUACUCCUGGAGUGCAAGAUCUGGUGGACGACAAGUCUUUGCAGGAGGAAUGCCUGGCAUAUGUCACCAAGCCAGGACACAAGCGAGCCAAUUUGCGAGAUGUUUUCCAGUUAUAUUGUGGACUCAGCCCUGGCACCACAGCUCGAGAUCUCUGCUCCCGCUAUGCUCAGCAACUUCAACAUGCGGAUGAGAGGAAACUGAUUCAAUUUGGACUGAUGAAGGGCUUGAUUCGUCGACUGCACAAGUACCCGGUAAAGGUCAACUGUGAAGAGAGGUACCAAUCGCCACGUCUCUACACGGGCUCUCACAGCUAUGAUGAGAUCUGCUGCAAAACAGGAAUUAGUUACAAGGAAUUGGACGAGAGAUUGGAGAAUGAUUCAAAUAUCAUUGUGUGCUGGAAGUGAGAGUGCACCAGUCACUUGGUGUUGUACUCUGAAAUCAUAUAAAGAUGAUCAGGAGAGACUAAACCGAAGGAACACUGUAAAGUAACUGAUGAUGCUGAGCUGGUAAAGGUCAGCUUUGCUGGCCUGCAGAAUCAGUAAAAUCGACUGACCUCCCCGUGAACUUAUUAAUAGGUGAAGUGAGCAUUAUAAUAUUCCCUUGAAUAGUUUCUGGGUCAGAGAUGACUGGAGGGAUAAAGCCACGUUAAAUUGCAUAGAUAUAAUUGAUGCAUUGAACUAUUAAGUGCUGCAUGUGUGCAUCUUAUUCAUGAAGAUCAAGGAGUUACUCUGUUCUAUUUGGUCCAUAUCAUUCUCCAAUUAUUUACAAUUCAUUUUGUGGUAAAUAUGCAUCAACUGUUAUUCUAGCUCCGCUGGGACACUGGUGAGGGCAAUGCCUAUGAGUUUGGUAGAACAUCCAUUUAUAGAAGGUCUGGACCAUCCAUGGAUCCUUGCUGGUUAGGAGCAAAUCACUGGUGAUGACCCCAAUGUUAAAUUUUAAAUGUCUUGCCAUCACUGAAGAAGGACCACUUGAAUGUUUACUGCAGAUCUCCGGUCUAUAUUGAACCAGGCAAGUCAGUGCCUUUAGGAGAAUGUAAAUGUACAAACCUGUACUCAUUUUUCUUGUAAUUAUGUCAAAUAAAUGGAAUUAUAUACUGAC
Molecule: messenger RNA, 2260 nt
Organism: Amblyraja radiata (thorny skate)
Lineage: Eukaryota; Metazoa; Chordata; Chondrichthyes; Rajiformes; Rajidae
Gene: nprl2
Product: NPR2 like, GATOR1 complex subunit
Exons: 11
Coding region: 16-1566 (516 amino acids)
Biological process (GO): negative regulation of TORC1 signaling; cellular response to amino acid starvation; positive regulation of autophagy
Cellular component (GO): vacuolar membrane; GATOR1 complex
Molecular function (GO): GTPase activator activity
Source: RefSeq, a predicted model, not a curated record